Molecule: messenger RNA, 395 nt
Organism: Plectropomus leopardus (leopard coralgrouper)
Lineage: Eukaryota; Metazoa; Chordata; Actinopteri; Perciformes; Serranidae
Source: RefSeq, a predicted model, not a curated record
AGGCCGUCCGCUCCGCUGUGGAGCACCUGGAGCUGCUGGGCGCCGUGGAGAGGAAGGAGGGGCAGGUUCUCCUCACCGCUCUGGGGAAGAAGAUGGCGAGUUUCCCUCUGGAGCCUCGAUAUGCAAAGACCAUCCUGCUGUCCCCCGACUACUCGUGCUCCGAGGAGAUCCUGAGCAUCGUGUCUCUGCUCUCAGUGGACACGGUGCUCUAUAACCCUCCCGCCCGGCGGGAAGAGGUGCUCGCCGCACGCAAGAAGUUCUCCUCCAGCGAGGGAGACCACAUGACGCUGCUCAGCAUUUACAGAGCCUUCAAGAAGGUCAGCGGGAACAAGGUGAGCCGGGCUGGACGAGGAGGGGGAGGGAGAAAAUGUGACGAAAAUCCAGAAAUCAAAUAG